Molecule: messenger RNA, 3508 nt
Organism: Esox lucius (northern pike)
Lineage: Eukaryota; Metazoa; Chordata; Actinopteri; Esociformes; Esocidae
Product: lysine-specific histone demethylase 1B
Exons: 21
Coding region: 161-2674 (837 amino acids)
Molecular function (GO): zinc ion binding; protein binding; oxidoreductase activity
Source: RefSeq, a predicted model, not a curated record
UAAGGUCCUCUAAUCAUCUCUAUGGUGACAGCUUGUCAGUUUCGCCUUCAUUUCCUCCAGAAAAUAACAACAACAAAGACAUAUUGAUAGAACAUUUGUCUUAAAAUAGUCUCGAACAAAGGAAUACACCCUGAAUCGGAGAGAAGAAGCCCAGUCAGCAAUGCUGACAGAUGCAGGUUAUACAGGGAAUGCUGCAGGUGUUCGCCGAGCCAAGAAAAGCAGGACAGCAAUGGAGUCACCCGGGGACAGUCAGUCGUCCCUUCGCUCCUCUGGUAGACAGGUCAACGUCAGAGUGAAACGCUGCAAUAAUCCUCCACCUGGACAGACUAAAAGAAAAGCCACUGAUACAGAAGAGGAAGAGGACCAAUCAGAGAAGAAAUACAGGAAGUGUGAGAAGGCAGGAUGCUCUGCUACAUACCCUGUGUGCUUUGCUAGUGCCUCAGAAAGGUGUGCCAAAAAUGGCUACACUUCACGAUGGUACCAUUUGUCCUGUGGGGAGCACUUUUGCAAUGAGUGUUUUGAUCACUACUACAGAAGUCACAAAGAUGGCUAUGAGACUUAUGCAUCCUGGAAAAGAGUAUGGACUAGUAAUGGGAAAAGUGAGCCCAGUCUCAAAGCUUUUAUGGCUGACCAACAGCUCCCAUACUGGGUCCAAUGCACCAAGUCAGACUGUGGGAAAUGGCGUCAGCUAACGAAGGAUAUCCAGCUCACUGCCUCAUUAGCAUCCACUUAUCGUUGUGGCAUGAAGUUCAACAAUGUCAAGACAGAAGGGCCAGACCAGUGCUGUCUUCCAGAGGAUUUGAGAGUGGCGGAGGUGAUUGACAGCUGGUGGCAUUCCAUGCUGAUCCUGCCUCCAUUGUUUAAGGAUAGCCCAGCCAGCCCUUUCCUCACUGCCUACUAUCCCGACUGUGUGGGCAUGAGCCCCUCGGGGUCGACCAGCAACCUCUCUCAUGCUGAGCUGAGGGCAGAGCACUGCAGAGCCAUCCCGCCUCAGAUUCCAGGGCUGUCCCCGUACUUUCAGCCUUUCUACCAGCCUAAUGAGUGUGGGAAGGCAUUGUGCGUGCGACCAGAUAUGAUGGAGCUGGAUGAGCUUUAUGAGUUUCCAGAGUUUUCCCGUGACCCCACCAUGUACCUGGCCCUGCGCAACCUCAUCUUGGCAUACUGGCACAGGGACUGUAAGGAAGUGCUGACUCCCCAGAAGUGCGCACCCCACAUCAUCGUGCGGGGACUGGUGCGGGUCCGCUGUGUGCAGGAGAUGGACCGGGUGCUGCACUUCGUGACCAGGAAGGGUCUCAUCAACACUGGCGUUCUGUCGGUCAAACGGCCCCUGCUUCCGGAGCGCUAUCACAACAAGAACGUGAUUGUGAUCGGAGCUGGUGCAUCCGGGCUGGCAGCUGCACGACAACUCCAAAACUUUGGCAUGCAGGUAGUGGUUCUGGAGGCGAGGGAGCGAAUUGGAGGGCGGGUGUGGGACGACACAUCGCUGGGCGGCAUCACUGUGGGUCGGGGCGCUCAGAUCGUGAACGGAUGUGUAAACAACCCCAUCGCCCUAAUGAGCGAGCAGUUGAACGUGAAAAUGCACAAGCUGGGAGAGAGAUGUGACCUCUUCCAGGAGGGAGGCAGUGCUACAGACCCGGCUAUCGACAAGCGCAUGGACUUCCAUUUCAACGCCAUCCUGGAUGUGGUUUCCGAGUGGAGGAAGGACAAGUCUCAGAACCAGGACGCUGCCCUUGGAGAGAAAAUCCAGGAGGUUUACAAAACCUUCCUUCAGGAGUCUGGGAUCCAGUUCAGCGAGUUGGAGGAGAAGGUUCUUCAGUUCCAUCUCAGCAACUUGGAGUAUGCCUGUGGGAGCACACUGGACCAGGUGUCUGCUCGAUCCUGGGACCACAACGAGUUCUUCGCCCAGUUCUCAGGAGACCACACCCUGCUGACUGGAGGCUACUCCUCCCUGCUGAACAAGCUGGCCGAGGGCCUCGACAUCCACAUUAAGUGCCCGGUGCAAGCUAUUGACUACUCAGGGGAUGCCGUUAUAGUUACCUCAUCAAAUGGCACUCAGUGGACAGCACAGAAGGUUCUGGUGACAGUCCCGUUGACUUUACUUCAGAAGAAUAUCAUUCAAUUCAACCCUGCUCUUCCUGAGAGGAAGCUGAAAGCCAUCCACAGUCUUGGAGCAGGUGUGAUUGAAAAGGUUGCUCUCCAGUUCCCUUACCGCUUUUGGGACAGCAAGAUUCAAGGAGCAGACUACUUUGGUCAUAUUCCACCCAGUCCAGACAAGAGAGGGAUGUUUAGUGUGUUUUACGACAUGGAUCCACAGGGAAAACGGAGUGUCCUCAUGUCUGUCAUAACUGGGGAAGCUGUGACUUCUAUCAGAGACAUGGAGGACAAAGAUGUUGCCAAUCAGUGCAUGAAGGUCCUGCGUGAGCUCUUCAAGGAGCAGGAGGUCCCAGAGCCAGUGAAGUACUUUGUGACACGGUGGAGUAGAGAUGUGUGGUCUCAGAUGUCAUACAGCUUUGUUAAGACUGGAGGUAGUGGGGAGGCCUAUGACAUGAUCGCUGAAGACGUGCAAGGAAAAGUGUUCUUUGCUGGGGAGGCGACGAACAGGCACUUUCCUCAGACUGUAACAGGGGCCUACUUGAGUGGUGUCCGAGAAGCCAGUAAAAUUGCCGCCUUAUAACUCCUUCCCUGUGAGCAGGGGGUCUAACAAUACAAGCAUGAAGGCACAUUGGUUGUAAAGAGCGUUCAGUUCUUUACUCAUGUGAAUCACUACUCUUAAGUGGUGUUUUCUCCUGUUUGUGUAUUCUGUGCGUGAGUUAUGAUGACCAUUGAUUUUUCAAAUGCUGCAAUGUUAUGUUUUUUUGUUUGUUUGUUUAACGGUAAAUAUGACACACAUACUGUUCUAAUAAGUUGGAGAUCACUAUAAUGAGGCAUUAAGGAUUGGCAGCAGAUAUGCCUAAACAAUGGACAAUUUGAUGGACAAUUGGAAAUCUCAUGAAUAUUUGCCAUGUUUCCAUGAUAUUUAUUGAGUGAGGUUCAUAACAAUGUUAGUAUAUCAUGAAGUGAUUUUAAAUUUUCAAUGUGUGUUUACAAUGCGCACUUAAAGUAAUAUGGUCUAAGUUUAAAAAAGAUAAAUUAGUACGUUUUGCAUUAGCACUUUUUUUGUUUUAUAAUGAUGAAUGAAUUCAUUAUAAUUUCUGUUUCCAGAGAAUACCUGGGUCUGAAUAUUUACCAUUGUAAGAAAUACCAAAUAACAUGGGACAUUUGUCUUUAAUCCGUGACAGGUUAAUGUUAAGACGGUUGGUAUUGUUUGUACUUGCAUUGUUUUAGCAAAUAUGUUUGGAAAAGGUUACACGUAAUUGAGGCUUUAUAAUCACGCUGCAACAAGAUUGAAACAGGAUGUUUAAUCAGUUUUCCUUUCUGUCAUGUUUCCAUAUCCUGUUAGAAGUUUCCAUUUAGAAUAAGAUAUUUUUAAGCGUGUAGCGUAAUAAAUGAAAGACACUAGCCUACUUAA